GGAGGAAGAGAAGGAGGAAGAGGAGGAGGAGGAGGAGGAGGGGGAGGAAGAGGAGAAAGGCGCAGGGGUGGGAGCUGUUGCGGGAGCUGCCACAGCAAAAGUUCUCCCCCCUCCCCCCUUCCCCUCCUCUCACGGCCGCUAGGAAGGUUGGAGCCUCCGCCGCCUGCAGUCUGUGACCGCGCGAGUCGGCGCCCGCCCGCGGACAUAGGGGAGGAAUCAGCAGCUUGGAAAUUCAGCGAAGUGGUCUGGCGGGAUGGGCAUUUGCCUGGCAGAUUUUAUAGAGGAAUUGGAUGGCAUAAGUGAUUAAGGUGAUAUUGAGGGUUUCUGAAGCCUGAGAAAGGUAGAAACUCAACCAUGAUUUCUUUUUCAACUCUACAGCCUUCCCUUCCUUGAAGUCUUCAUUUUUACCUUAGUCUCAGGUAAAGGAAAGAAUAUUUUGAUUUCAGUAGUGAUUGGAAUUUAACUUAUUUGAUCUCUGAAAGUCAUGAUCAAGGAAAUGAUCUUUAUGUGAUUGGGAAAAAGGUAUUUAAGGCAGUUAUACUUAAGCAUGAACAUUGACGACAAACUGGAAGGAUUGUUUCUUAAAUGUGGCGGCAUAGACGAAAUGCAGUCUUCCAGGGCAAUGGUUGUAAUGGGUGGAGUGUCUGGCCAGUCUACUGUUUCUGGAGAACUGCAGGAGUCAGUACUUCAAGAUCGAAGUCUGCCUCACCAGGAAAUCCUUGCUGCAGAUGAAGUGUUACAAGAGAGUGAAAUGAGACAGCAGGACAUGAUAUCACAUGAUGAACUCAUGGUCCAUGAGGAGACGGUGAAAAAUGAUGAGGAACAGAUGGAAACACAUGAAAGACUUCCUCAAGGACUACAGUAUGCACUUAAUGUCCCUAUAAGUGUAAAGCAGGAAAUUACUUUUACUGAUGUAUCAGAGCAGCUGAUGAGAGACAAAAAACAAAUCAGAGAGCCAGUAGACUUACAGAAAAAGAAGAAGCGGAAACAGCGUUCUCCUGCAAAAAUCCUUACAAUAAAUGAGGAUGGAUCACUUGGUUUGAAAACCCCUAAAUCUCACGUUUGUGAGCACUGCAAUGCUGCCUUUAGAACGAACUAUCACUUACAGAGACAUGUCUUCAUUCAUACAGGCGAAAAACCAUUUCAAUGUAGUCAAUGUGACAUGCGUUUCAUACAGAAGUACCUGCUACAGAGGCACGAGAAGAUUCACACCGGUGAAAAACCAUUUCGCUGUGAUGAAUGUGGUAUGAGAUUCAUACAAAAGUAUCAUAUGGAAAGGCAUAAGAGAACUCAUAGUGGAGAAAAACCUUACCAGUGUGAAUACUGUUUACAGUAUUUUUCCAGAACAGAUCGUGUAUUGAAACAUAAACGUAUGUGCCAUGAAAAUCAUGACAAAAAAUUAAACAGAUGUGCCAUCAAAGGUGGCCUUCUGACAUCUGAGGAAGAUUCUGGCUUUUCUACAUCACCAAAAGAUAACUCACUGCCAAAAAAGAAAAGGCAGAAAGCUGAAAAGAAAUCAUCUGGAAUGGACAAAGAGAGUUCUUUGGAAAAGUCUGACCUGAAGAAAGACAAAAAUGAUUACUUGCCUCUUUAUUCUUCAAGUACUAAAGUAAAAGAUGAAUAUAUGGUAGCAGAAUAUGCUGUUGAAAUGCCACAUUCUUCAGUUGGAGGAUCUCAUCUAGAAGAUGCAUCAGGAGAAAUACACCCACCGAAGUUGGUCCUCAAAAAAAUUAAUAGUAAGAGAAGUCUGAAACAGCCACUGGAGCAAAAUCAAACCAUUUCACCUUUAUCUACAUAUGAAGAGAGCAAAGUUUCAAAGUAUGCAUUUGAGCUUGUGGAUAAACAAGCUUUACUGGACUCAGAAGGCAAUGCUGACAUUGAUCAGGUUGAUAACUUGCAAGAGGGGCCCAGUAAACCUGUACACAGUAGUACUAAUUAUGAUGACGCCAUGCAGUUUCUGAAGAAGAAGCGGUAUCUUCAAGCAGCAAGUAACAACAGCAGAGAGUACGCACUGAAUGUGGGUACCAUAGCUUCCCAGCCUUCUGUAACACAAGCAGCUGUGGCAAGUGUUAUUGAUGAAAGCACCACAGCAUCCAUACUAGAUUCACAGGCACUGAAUGUGGAGAUUAAGAGUAAUCAUGACAAAAAUGUUAUUCCAGAUGAGGUACUGCAGACUCUGUUGGAUCAUUAUUCUCAUAAAGCUAAUGGACAGCACGAGAUUUCCUUCAGUGUUGCAGACACUGAAGUGACGUCUAGCAUAUCAAUAAAUUCUUCAGAAGUACCCGAGGUCACCCCAUCAGAGAAUGUUGGAUCAAGCUCCCAAGCAUCCUCGUCAGAUAAAGCCAACAUGUUGCAAGAAUACUCAAAGUUUCUGCAACAGGCUUUGGACAGAACUAGCCAAAAUGAUGCCUAUUUGAAUAGCCCGAGCCUUAACUUUGUGACUGAUAACCAGACCCUUCCAAAUCAGCCAGCAUUCUCUUCCAUAGACAAACAAGUCUAUGCAGCCAUGCCUCUCAAUAACUUUCGAUCAGGAAUGAAUUCUCCACUAAGAACAACUCCAGAUAAGUCCCACUUUGGACUAAUAGUUGGUGAUUCACAGCACUCAUUUCCCUUUUCAGGUGAUGAGACAAACCAUGCUUCUGCCACAUCCACACAGGACUUUUUGGAUCAAGUGACUUCUCAGAAGAAAGCUGAGGCUCAGCCUGUCCACCAAGCUUACCAAAUGAGCUCGUUUGAACAGCCCUUCCGUGCUCCAUAUCAUGGAUCUAGAGCUGGAAUAGCUACUCAGUUUAGCACUGCCAAUGGACAGGUGAACCUGCGGGGACCAGGGACAAGUGCUGAAUUUUCAGAAUUUCCCUUGGUGAAUGUAAAUGAUAACAGAGCUGGGAUGACAUCUUCACCAGAUGCCACAACUGGCCAGACUUUUGGCAAAAAAAAAAAAAAAAAAGUGUAAAUAAUACUGGCACUUUAGAACAGAUUAAUCAAGAGUGGGGUUACUCUGUGUAAAAUGGAGUGCUGUACAGAUUUAAGAGCAAUGCGUUCUAACAAGUUAAGCUGAUACGAAUAGCAAGAUAAUCCAAUAACUGCAUUUUAUUUGGUUAGUCAGCAUUCUUUGAACUGCCUUACAUGUUGUCACCUUUCUAGAAGCAAUGCAUUACUUGUUUUAGAUCAGAAACUUGCUAUUCCACCUACACAAGUUAAAAAGGAAAAAAAAAAAGACUCGCACAAUUGUUUCCUAACUGAUAACAUUGUACAUUCUUAGGAGAUUAGUAAUCGUGUGAAAUUUACUCAUACUGUUUCUAAGUUUUUCAGCAUAGUCAUUGCACUUCAGCAGGGAAUCUGAUUAUACUUUACAGAGUGAAUUUAAAAGUUUAAAUGUCAAGAGAUUAUGGCUUAAAUUAGUUUGUCCUAUAGGGGGAAAAAGAAACCAAGAAACCACCUUCUAAAAAGAAUGGUAUGCCAUAUACCCUUGAUUUUCGUUUUGCAUUAUAUUGACAUGUGUUUUUUUGAAGAAAAAAAGUAAUAAAAAUCUGAUAGUCUAAGACUCCACUAUUUAAAAGCCUAAUUACUUUUAAAAUAUGCAUACUUUCAAAACCUUUACCAAAAUAUACAACUGUCAAAGCAGUCUCUGUGGAAGUAUGCGUAUUGGUGUCAGUUUCUUUGUACAGUUGUUCCUAGAUAUUUUUUAUGAUUUUUCAUGUGCAAGUAACAAGGUUUUGAAGUUUUAGUAAAAAAUAUUCUGUAGAUUACAUUCCCAAGAACAUAAUGCUUACACAAAAUGUAUAUUCCACGUUUUAAAGCUUAAUUGUAUUUUACUUUUACAUAUACACUUCAGUUAACAUAGAGCACUUAGAAUCUAUGUGGUAUUUUUGAUUUCUCAAAGUUAAAAAAGUUUAGAUUUUUAGGUUUGAUAUGGUUGUGUCAUAAUCAUCUCAUAAUUGACAAUUUUAAUUUUUGGCAAUAAAAAGAAAUUGAGGUAUCUUUGAAACUGUACAACCUGGUUUAAUCCUCUUUCUAGACUCUUGAUAGAUCGGAUAAUUAGUGUUCAGAAAAACUAAAGAAAUGGGCAUUUUAAUUGCUUAUUUUAUCUUGAGUUACUCUUUAAUGAACAUUGCUCAUUACAAUUUUAUAAACCAAAAGUGUUUACUAAUUCCAGUAACUACAAUUUCUUUUCAGCUAGAUAAGUAAAUCGGAAAAAUUUUGUUGCAUUUCAAAUUCUAAAUAAACUACAGACUUUAUCCUUAUACCACGAAUGGUUUUUUUAAUACUUUGUCUUAAAAUAAUACAGCAUGGUACAAUAAAUAGUGCUUUUAUAUAUAUGCUUUUCUGAAGAAUGAUGGUUUGAGUUACACAUUGAACAGUUUAAUUUUUUGAAGAAUAACAUUAGUUACAUUGAUUCUUUAUCUCUUUAAUUUGUUUCAAUUUCUUUGGUUUUUGUAAUUUAAAUUUUCAUCAUCUUUGUCACAAUGCACAUACUGAUAAAGCACCAGUGAAAAUUAAAAUCAAUAUCCUUGGAAGAUGAAACUUUACUUUGUUCAUUUCCAUUUUAAUUUUAUUGGCCCUGUAAAUCUGCAUUCUUUGUUUCAGUGUAGAAUAUAUUAUGCAUUUAAAUUAUUUUUCUUUUAUUUAAUUUUGUCCCGAGACUGUUCUCGUAAAGAAAGGGAACAAAGAAAUAUCCCCCCAACAUCCUUCAUUUAUGUUCAUUUAUUUUGAAUAUAUUUGUAUUUUAUGGUAUGGAGUAUAAAUUAUGUUUAGUGUGGUUUCCUCUACACUAUGGUCAUUAAGCUUUGCUUGAAAUACUAGUUUUCCCAUUUGACAGCUUUCUUUGCUGCCAAAGUUUUCAAGAAUUUUACACUUCUUUGAAGUAAAUAUUUAAGUUCUGCCAUUACUGAUCUUAAGAUUGGUAUGUGUUGUGUUGUAUAUCACACGGUUGCAAGAGGAAUUCAUUCAAGUGAGAUUUUUAAAAAAUGGAACCGUGCUCACCCUAGAUAGGCACUUGUAUUUUUCUCAACGUGCUUUGGUGAGAGUAGGCAUAUAUUUCCUGAGUUGAUUUUUUUUAAAGCCUGAUCAAAAAUUUUGUUCCAUUAAGAACUUAUGCAGUUCUUAGUACAAUGUAAAGUUUUUUGUUUAACAUCACCAGCACAGUUUAAUACUAUGGUUAUUGCUGAGCAGUUUGGGUAAGCUUAGGGAAAAAGGCCUUUGGAAAUGGUAGUUAUGGAAGCAGAAUUUCAGGUGUUGUGUUCCUGUCUUCAACACAUUUCUUCACAUCUACACAAUGGCAGACUUUUCUACCAGGUUAUGAGCAUUUUUGAGAUAACUGAUACUUAGCCAGCAUAACUUACUGACUUACCAUUUACAUAUAGUCAUCACUCUUACUGUGAAAUUCUAAAUGCCUACCAGACUUACCUUGUAUUAUCAUCACAUGAUGAACAUCUCAACAGUUUGGGUUUCCCCAUUUUGGUUCAGAGAGUUGUUUAAUUUCUAUCUGGGCAUUAGUAGAGAAAAUAAGUAGCCUUGUAUGCUGCUUUAGAUUGAAACAUGAAGGAUAUGAGAUAUCCUUUGCAAUCCAUGUUUCUUGUUUCUCUUAGUAAGCAAAUUGUUCUAUAAAAACCUAGUCUUAACGCCCGUAUAGUUUCCAUCAAUGCAAGCGAAGUGUGCUUUUCCCCAUAGGUCCCUACUUGCAUGUUUGAGGAUUGGAAACAUCAUAUUAAAUGAGGUAGUGUCUCUUAACCAUCUUUCUGAAAGUGUUUUUAACUUAAAUUCUUAUUGUACAUAUAUUUCAUUUGGUUUGAAAUAUUUGAGUGGCUCCUAAAUUUUUUGGAUCUACAUGCAAAUGUGCUACCUGAUAAGGUAGGAGUCCAUCUUUUUAGCUCUGGCUAGGAUGCCAGCAAUCAGGUCAUUUUAUCUCUUGGGAGGUAGAAAAGGCCUUGUGCUCAGGGCAGGCUUUCAUUUCCACAGAUGAGAGACACUUGCAAAGUGCCAGCAAGGUUAGAUCUUUCGCCACUUCUUUCAUAUUGUUAAUUUGGGUUUCUAAAGGGCUGUUUCAAAAAAAAAUAAGCCAGGGAACUUUAAAAGUAGGCAGUGCUGUAGUACUACAUUUCUUAGAACAUUUUAAACUAGCACUCAUUUUUUUCAGUCUAUUUACUUGAAGAAGCACUAUUAUAAUCAAAGAAAAUUUUUGAGUGGGCAAUUUAACUUAAAGGUUUUCCGUUUCAAAUUGCUUUAUUUCAGGGAAAUAAUUUUCCAGUUGUUUUUGCUAUAUUCUGCAAAUAAAAACUGUUUCCUUUUUCACUUAAACUUUGGUAGGAAACAAACUAAAGCAGACAAACAUUUCCUGUUAUGUUUGUUGCUUUCUUUAAUCCAAUGGAUAAAAAAGUAAAACCCUGUAAACAUUAUUUUAUUUUUUUAUGCAAUACCAUGCUGUAAAUAUGGUUCAAGUAAGGAUGUACCUAUGAUUGAAUCUUUAAUUCUGCACAGUUAGAGUUUAUAUAUAAACGUGUCUUGACAAUCAAGGACUUUCAUGCGAGUCUUCCUUUAUGAUGUUUAUUAUUGUUAUGCAUUCCAUUUGUUUUGAAGUGAGUACCAUUGUGCUAAUUUGUAUUGUCUGAAAGUAUGUAAUGUUUUUACAGCUUGUUUUUAAGAAUCUGUAAAUAUGUACAAACCACAGUACUGCUUUAUGUUAGAAGGCAUAUGAUGUUGUACUGUAAGCAAUAAUACACAGCAGUGCUAACUUUACAAGUAGCAUCAGGAACGUUCUAAAAACAUUUCAGAGUUGUUAAUUAUCCUUAUUUCAUUUAAUAAUGAUUAUCUUUAAUCAGUUUUUAUAAGCAGAUUCCAUUGUUCCUCCUGUUGGAACGUAACACUGUUUACACAGCAUAAUUGACGCUGCAGGGGGGACAGGCUAGAUCUGGCUUAUCUGCGCUCACUCUCACUAAGCAUUGAAUGGCCUUACCACUCUUCUGCAAGAUGGAGGAAGACCGCACACAUAGUGCCCAUCACACUGAAGGAAGGGAUGUGGGUUUUUUCCUGCUUCUGUACUGCUACCUAACUUUGUGGUUUGCUUUGGAUUUUAAUAUUUGUUUCUGUUUUAGAUUCAAGCCCGUAAGUUUUGAGGUGAAUUCAGCUCCAUUGUGAAAUAGAUAGUUCUCUUCAUAUUUCAUAGCUACAUUUCAAUAAUUCUAGACUUUCUACUUUGGUUUUUAGAUACUUAUUUUUCAAGCUUGAUUUCUCAGCUGAUCAGAUGAGUUUAUUCAACUUCAAUACAAAGAAAAACAAAAUUGUAGUUUGAAGUGAGUAAUAUACUGUACAGAACAGCUAUUUGAACACACACAUCACUGCUUUAGAGAUAAAACCGCCAAUUUAUAAAUGUAUAUGACUUACAUUUUAUAGGAGAAAUGUUUUUAAAAUGCUAGUCAUUUAUAUAAUGUGCUUUGAAGGAUUUGCUAGUCCACUUCUGUCACUUUUUAGUACACUGGUAUCUUUUAUAUGUAAUGUAUGCUUUUUAUUAUUGUAGCAAAGCAUUUCAGUAGAAAGAAUUUUGCAAAAAUAUGGGGGAAAUUUUUCAUUGUUGGAUUUGAAUUAUACUGGAUUUUAUCUGUGUAGUCUUACUUGUCUUUAUUUUAAUGCUGUUUGGAAGGGAACUUGGUAUCCAAAUAAAGCAGGUAACCUCAUUUUACUUCAAGGGCAUACUGUGUAGUGCUGAAUUUAAUCUGGAAAUCAGAUGAUUUUGAAAAGAAAAACAAGUUUAUAAAAAUUGUACAGGAGAAAUUAAAUGUGUGAUGGAAAUCCUGAUGAUGGAGAACGUUGAAUUUUCUGAUACAUAGUAUUAUUUUCUUGGGAUCCCCUAUGACUUCUUUGUAUUUCAGCUAAUAAAAGAAAAACUCUGCCAUUGAAACUGGUAGGCUAAUAGGAUGUUCAGAUUAUACAGUAUUACUUUUCCUAUCCCAUUUUUGACCCUUUCUCAAUCACUGUAAAUUUUUAUUUUCUAUUUCCUAUUGAUAAUUAAAUAUGUACAUAAUAUAGAUACUGUUGUAUAGAACUGAAUGAAUUGGGUUGCUGUGCUUGAAUGGGUAGCUAACUGAAAAUACUUCACGAAUACUGAGAAUUCAUAAAAUGCCAGAGCAAAUUGUUGAGAGGAAAGAGGGCACCGUGUGUCCUGGGAAGGUCACAGCAGAUUGUGUCAGCAAUUCCAUAGAGUAAAGUAGAGGAAUCAGCUGUAAACCCAGUAUUGGACACAAACUGGGUCUUCACUUCCCUUCCUUCCCCAGAAAGAUAGCACUAAAUUUCAAAAUCUACUCAGGUGAAAAGUGCUUUGCAAUGAUAUAUCACGUUGAAAUUUUCACUGUUAAGAGAUUUGUGAUUUUUUAAAUACAAACUUUUAAAUCAAUAGCCUGACAGUUGAAAUUUAGUAAAUCAGUGUAUUCGGAUAUAUUUUGCCCUCCAUGUAGAAUUGUUUUUAAAUAAGUGGGAGGAUUUUUUGUUUGUUUAAAUACAUUUUUAUUGUCAUUGUAAAAAUAAUUUUUGCUUGACCCCAUAUUAUUGGCAUGAUUGAAUUGCUGAGCCUUUAUAAUACAACAAACACUUGUGUCAUCACAGUCGUGGAAUAUAGAGGUGUUUUCAAAGCCGACCUGUUCUCUAAGAAGUUUGAUGAGUUUCACGACUUUUGGCACUAUUGUCCUUAGUUAACUUUGCCAUUUGAAGUUUAUAAUACCAUUUUAUGUAUUGUGAUACUAAAGGAAAUUGUUUUGCUUUAUUUUAAAUUGAAUUAUUAGACUAACUUAUAUUUGCAAAUUCUGCAUUUUAAAUGUGGACACUGGCUGUUUGAAAAAUAAAAUACAGAAAUCAGUUUUACAAAUAAUUUUCUAGAUGAAUUUUUCAUAAUACUUUGAGCCAAAUAACUAAUGGUAAAUAUGCAAAAAUUGUGGUACAUAGAUAAGAAAAUAGGAUGUCUGUAUGGAGUUAGCAGUUACACAAAUUGAGUAAUAAUUAUCAGGGCCUUUAUUGUAGCUUUGUGUGGAAUAUUAUUUAUUAGACAGUUCUAAAAUGCAAGAGUCAAGUGUUACUGUCAUGGAAUAUUUAGGCUGGAAAUAUUUUUAAACAUGAAAAUAAGAAUAUAUGUAUUUUUUCUUUAUAGAUAAGAUUUUAUCAAUGCACUGGCAAUAGUGUACAUGGGAUUUUUUUUCCCCUUUCAUUAGUGUAGGUAGCUUUGUUUCAUCCAUCUACCACUCUGCCAGUACCUUAUCUUGUGACAAGACGCAUUGUGAGAAAGCUGUCUGUAGCCAACAGUCCAGCCUGGGUCCAUGGAAAAUUAAACUAACUGGCCCUUGCGGGGAUCAGUCCUCGGGCCCAGGUUUCUUAGCAUGGCAACGCCGUAACCAAAUGUACGUGGUGAUGCUACUGACAGUCUACUAGCUUAUUUCCUCCAUCCCAGUUCCUGACUGAUUCAAAUGGGUGGGGAGAUACACUCUACAUGACACUUCUCCCUGCCUCUGAAGAUGAUAUAAAAAAAAUAAAAUUGAAGUCACUUGAA
This is a messenger RNA of Heterocephalus glaber (naked mole-rat), 9529 nucleotides long. NCBI's taxonomy places the organism in Eukaryota, Metazoa, Chordata, Mammalia, Rodentia, Bathyergidae. The record is from RefSeq and is a predicted model, not a curated record.